Cicer arietinum (chickpea) is the source of this 906-nucleotide messenger RNA. RefSeq names its product pre-rRNA-processing protein TSR2. Lineage: Eukaryota; Viridiplantae; Streptophyta; Magnoliopsida; Fabales; Fabaceae. The record is from RefSeq and is a predicted model, not a curated record.
UUAGAAGCAAUACGAAUCCUAUCAAUUCGCGCAUCACAUCUCAUACACUCCACACAUAUGUAUAUAUACAUAUAGUUUCUCUUUGUUCUCCCACUUUUGUGUGCUGUUUGGAUAUCUCUCUCUUUUCCAACACAGAGAGAGACAAAGGUGCAUGCUUCUCAUGGAUUCCAUCAAUUACCAUUGUGAAACAGAAAUACUCUCUAGGAUUAGGUUGCAAGAUGGUAUCAUUUUGCUUCUCUCACGUUGGCAAGCCCUUCAAAUGGCCAUAAAAAACAAAUGGGGUGGCUGUGAUUCCCUCCACAAAUCAGAUCAACUUGCUUCUCAUAUAUUCUCCUGCCUCUCCAAAUCCAAUUCACCAGUUCGUGUUGAAGAUUUAGAAAAUAUUCUCCAUGAAGCCAUGUUGCUCACAUUCAACACAGAGAUAGAAGAUGGCAGCAUUGAACAGGUAGCAGAACAGUUGAUAGCUAUCCAUGAAGAUUAGUUAUUAUGUCAAUCAUCUUAAUUGACUUAUGAAGAAAGUUUACUCAGAAAUUAAUUAGUCUUUCUUAAAGGUUGCUCUGGUCUUUGAUCUUGUUGGAGCAAGGAAAUUGAACUUAAGUGAAGAAAAUCCAUCCAAUGUACAAUUCCAAACAAGGAAAUCGUCUGGCUGGCUGAGGAAGGUUUGAUUCAAGCAAUACAAUUACAAAUGUUACUAUGAGAUCCAUUGUUGAUGUUUUGAGCAAUUUCAAGAUCUCGUAGUGACAUAAUUAGAGAUAGAAUAUUGACUAGAAGGGCACUAUGACCACUCUUUUUUUAACAUUCACUUUCUCAUUGUGUAUAAUCUAUUUGAGUUUCACCACUUUAUGUGGAUCUAUUUCUAAAGUGUAGGACUCACGAUAAAUUUACCUAAUAAAAAAGUGAGUGUUA